Molecule: messenger RNA, 570 nt
Organism: Trypanosoma brucei brucei TREU927
Lineage: Eukaryota; Euglenozoa; Kinetoplastea; Trypanosomatida; Trypanosomatidae
Product: terbinafine resistance locus protein (yip1), putative
Exons: 1
Coding region: 1-570 (189 amino acids)
Biological process (GO): endoplasmic reticulum to Golgi vesicle-mediated transport
Cellular component (GO): trans-Golgi network; membrane
Source: RefSeq, a predicted model, not a curated record
AUGUCACAGCAGGUUGGAGAGGUUCCUUCACCGUAUGCCCACUCCACGCUGGACGAACCCGUCCUUGAGACCAUCAAGCGGGACUUCUUUGCUAUUGGACGAAAGCUGCUUGCCGUUCUCAUCCCUCCGUUGGGAUCGAAGAGUGACUUGCGGGACUGGGAGCUCUGGGGACCCUUGUUGUUCUCCUUAACACUUGCCAUUAUAUUGGCUUUAUCCGCUGGGGAGCAUCAGGGGGGGCUCAUAUUCUCUGCUGUGUUUGUGCUCGUUUGGGUGGGUGCCGCGCUCGUAACACUCAACGCGAAAUUUCUAGGCAGUCCCAUCUCCUUUUUCCAAACGGUAUGUGUGAUGGGUUACUGCAUGGCACCACUUUGUGUUGGUGCUAUCAUUGGUGUGUUGAUUCCAAGCUUUUGGGUUUCAUUGGUUGUUUCGUCCUUUGUGUGGGUUUGGUGCUGCUGGGCCGCGCUGUGCUCCUUCCGCGGUUGUGUCUCGCCUGAUCGCGAAAUGCUAGUUGUAUACCCUGUUGGUCUCUUUUAUCUUUUCAUGACCUGGAUGGUGAUGGUUGGAUCUUAG